UUUUUUUUUUUUUUUUCAGUUCCUUUUUUUCUUAUUUUAUCUAUAAAAUUAAUGGAAGUAACAAACAAUGAGAGAGAUAUAAGUUCCUGUACGACCGCAGCAGAUAUAAAUGGAGGUGCAUUGUCGUUAUUACCGCCAGAGAUUCUCGUAAACAUAUUUAGUUUUUUUUCAGAUUCCGUUAAAGAUUUAUUAUUAUGCGCACAAGUUAAUCAAACAUGGCACCAUAUAAUUACAUCAUUUUACAUAUGGCGUACAGUAAAAUUUAAUAAGUUCGAAACGUUUUCAAGAUUUCAUGAAAUAUUACAGCUAAUAACGAAGACGAGAAGAAAUCGAGCGUUAGAUAAUUGGAGUAGAUUUGUAAAAGCAUAUUUGAACGUAAUAAAGUCUCCCAUUUCAAGAACUUCAGAAGAAGAAUACGAAGAAGAAGAAGAAAAAGAUGUAGGGGCCCAAAUUUCUUUUACAAAACCGACUUAUUUUUAUUCAACAAAAUUUUAUGGAUAUUUUGUUAAAAAACUUGAUUUAUCGAGAAUUCACAGAAAAAAUCUUAUCACUGAGGAAAUGCUUCGCGACCUUUUUCCAAACAUACCAAAUCUUGAGAACGUUAAUUUUUAUAAUUGUUAUACAGUUACUGAUAGGGUAAUUGAAAAAUUAACGAAAUCAUGUCAUCACUUAAAGAAAUUAAAAUUAUUCGGAUGUACAAGUCUCACGAAUCGAUCAUUGUAUUGGAUUGAAAUGAGAUGUUCUAAACUUACCACGUUAAAUAUAGGUUUUUGCGUUAUCAUCACUCCAAAUGCGUUACAAAGCUUGGUAAAUAGAUGCAAGGAACUCACGUCGCUCACAAUAUCACAUUGUUUAAAUACUCGAGCAAUUUCUUUAAUCCCCAUGAUUCCAAGUUUGCGUAAAUUGGAUUUGGGAAUCAGUAAUCCAAAGCUUACCGAUGAAGCUACAAAUAUAAUUUCACGACAUUGUCCAAAUCUUGUUUAUCUUUCUUUAUCAUUUAGUUUAAUUACAAGGUUAGGUUUAAGGACUAUCGGGCGAGGAUGCAGGAAACUCUUGUUUAUUGACUUAAGUGGAUGUUAUUUGAUUGAUGAUGAAAUUUCUGAUUUCUUAAGUUAUUGUCCUCGAUUAAAAAUUAUUUAUCUUAAUUAUUUAUUACAGAUAUCGGGAAAAAGUUUUCUUUCUAUAAUCAAAUCGAGUCAAAUAGAAUACGCUUCAUUUACUAGUAGUAAAAUUUUGGAAGUAUCAUCAUCAAUUGAUUUACUUCCUCCUUCUUCUAACGAGGAAAGAUCUUGUUCUAAGAUUAGAAAAUUGGUAUUAGAUAAUUGUGAAAUUUCAGAUAAAAAUUUGAAACAAAUUUCUUAUUGGUGUAAAAAUUUGGAAUAUUUAGAUAUUAGUUUAGUUUAUGAUAUGGAUGAUAGGGUUUUACAAGAUUUAUGUGAUCGACUAGAAAAUUUGAAGGAGGUUAUUGCAAAGAAUUGUUAUGGAGUAAGUGUAGCUAUGCAAGAUAAUUUAAGUAAACAUCAAAGAAUUAAGUUCACUUUUUAAAAGAAGAUGGAUUUGAGAAAAAAUGAUCGA
Molecule: messenger RNA, 1575 nt
Organism: Rhizophagus irregularis DAOM 181602=DAOM 197198
Lineage: Eukaryota; Fungi; Glomeromycota; Glomeromycetes; Glomerales; Glomeraceae
Source: RefSeq, a predicted model, not a curated record